ACAAUGGCCAGUGCCAUUAUAAUGCUAUAAAUCCAGCCAUAUCUGCUCCGCGGUUGUGUGUGCUCGUGCCCGCUUUGUGUAUAGAGAAAAAGGAGUUAAUUAAUUUAUUUUAUUGGCAAUAACAUGAUUUAGAAAUUAGCACAUUCCGGCCCUGCGCUGCUCUCCGUGGCCCGUACUCUGCUCACCGCCAGCCGCUCUCCGAUCUCCGGUCGUCUAUCCGUGUGGCUAUCUAAGUGCUCCGUUCGCUGGGAGCAGCAAAAAUCACACUUUUCGCUAAUGUAUAAAAUGCCAGCGCGCUUACUGUUGUUCCCAUUAAACUUGCAACAGCUCAGCGCUCAAGUCAAGGCGAUCCGAGUUCGAAAUCUAGUAUAUAAAUCAAAUAUAAAUCAGCCAAAGCCUCGAAUAUCACGUAUACGCCGUGAUGGUGCAACCAACUGAAAUGGAGACGCUGAAGCGCCAGAGCGAGGAUGGGGAGACCAAGGAGCGGGAGGAGAACUACAGGCGAGGCAAGGAGCAGGAGACCACGGAGACGGCGGCCAUCAUUGAGGAGAUUAUCGAAGGCAUCUCGCUGCAGAAUCGUCGCGGCACCAUAGUGCGUACUAUUUCCGCGAUAAUCAGCCAUCGCGAGCAGGAGCAACGAAAUGCGGAGGAUGUGCUAUUCGACAUGUUCGCCAGCGAGGAGACGGGCCUCAUCUCGAUGGGCAAGUUCCUGGCCGGGCUAAAGACCACCGGCAUACGCAGGAAUGAUCCAAGAGUGCGCGAGCUAAUGGAAAACUUGAAGAAGGUGCACAAGCUGAAUAACUACGAGACGGGCUCUUCGGCGGAAACGCAGCAUCUCAAUCGGGAGACCUUCAAGGCUGUGGUGGCCCCCAAUAUUGUGCUGAUUGCCAAGGCCUUCAGGCAGCAGUUCGUGAUCCCCGACUUUACGAGCUUCGUCAAGGACAUCGAGGACAUCUACAACCGCUGCAAGACCAACACACUGGGCAAGUUGGCCGACUACAUUCCGCAGCUGGCUCGCUAUAAUCCCGAUUCGUGGGGCCUGAGCAUCUGCACCAUUGAUGGACAGCGCUUCUCCAUCGGCGAUGUGGAUGUGCCCUUCACACUCCAGAGUUGCAGCAAGCCACUGACCUACGCCAUUGCCCUGGAGAAGCUGGGCCCCAAGGUGGUGCACUCGUAUGUGGGCCAGGAGCCGAGUGGCAGGAACUUCAACGAGCUCGUCCUGGAUCAGAACAAAAAACCGCACAAUCCGAUGAUCAACGCUGGUGCCAUCCUUACCUGCUCCCUGAUGAACGCCUUGGUGAAGCCGGACAUGACCUCCGCUGAGAUCUUCGACUACACCAUGUCCUGGUUCAAGCGCCUGUCCGGCGGAGAGUACAUCGGCUUCAACAACGCCGUAUUCCUGUCCGAACGUGAGGCCGCCGAUCGGAACUACGCGCUGGGCUUCUACAUGCGGGAGAAUAAGUGCUUCCCCAAGCGCACCAAUCUUAAGGAGGUGAUGGACUUCUACUUCCAGUGCUGCUCCAUGGAGACCAACUGCGAGGCAAUGUCCGUGAUCGCCGCCAGUUUGGCCAACGGGGGCAUCUGUCCCACCACCGAGGAGAAGGUCUUCCGGCCGGAGGUCAUCCGGGAUGUGCUCUCGAUCAUGCACUCCUGCGGCACGUACGACUACUCCGGGCAGUUCGCCUUCAAGGUGGGUCUGCCAGCCAAGUCCGGAGUUAGUGGCGGCAUGAUGCUGGUCAUCCCCAACGUAAUGGGCAUCUUCGCCUGGUCCCCGCCCUUGGACCACUUGGGCAACACAGUGAGAGGACUACAGUUUUGUGAGGAGCUGGUCUCCAUGUUCAAUUUCCAUCGCUACGACAACCUGAAGCAUCUGUCCAACAAAAAGGAUCCAAGGAAGCACCGCUACGAGACAAAGGGUCUGUCCAUCGUCAAUCUGCUCUUUUCAGCUGCCAGCGGAGAUGUUACGGCCUUGCGCCGUCAUCGACUCUCCGGAAUGGACAUCACCCUGGCCGACUACGAUGGUCGCACUGCCCUCCAUUUGGCUGCCUCCGAGGGACACUUGGAGUGCGUGAAGUUCCUGCUGGAGCAGUGUCAUGUACCCCACAAUCCCAAGGAUCGUUGGGGCAAUCUGCCCGUGGAUGAGGCCGAGAACUUUGGCCACAGUCACGUGGUGGAGUUCCUGCGCUCCUGGGCCGAGAAGGCCGAUCUGUCCAACGAGGAGUGCAACCCCGAGGCGGUGACCAGCAAGACACAAGCGGAUGAGGAAAUCUGCAGCACAAGCGAUUUGGAGACCAGUCCGACCACCAGUCCCAUUCCCACCCCCGUGGAAUCCGGAUCCAGGGCAGGAUCCGGGCGGUCCAGCCCGGUGCCAUCGGAAGCGGGCAGUACGGCGAGCGUCGGAAGCAGCAUCGAUGAUAAAACCAAGCCGGGACUAUAGGCGCACACAGAGAUCCAGGAUCCCAGCAGAAUCUCUCUGACUAAAUUAUUCGCACAACCUAUUAGUUUAUAUAUGAUGUAUUAGAUUAAAGUUAAGAGUACCCGAAAUGCCAUCAGUUCACGCUGGCCGGUUAGUCCUAUAUAAUUUGUAGUAGUCAUCCCACGUGCAAGUCGUGGUCCUGCGGCAUUUGUACUUGUACUUGGUAGUGCUUAGUUAGCCACAAAAAUUCCAUGUAAUCCUACGAGACAAUGACAAUAAUCCUAACGGAUAUCCAACAAACCCACACAACUUGGGUCUGUGACCCGCGCAAAUGUAUUGCAUUCGUACUUGUCAAUUGAUAUUUGUAUGCUUUUGAAUGUGUAUUGAUAAUCCUUUUUAAGCAGAUCCAAAUAUGUCUGUUAAGAUAUACCUGAUUGAUUGAAUAUAUACAUGUUUAGCUGAGAAUACACAAA
Molecule: messenger RNA, 2889 nt
Organism: Drosophila yakuba
Lineage: Eukaryota; Metazoa; Arthropoda; Insecta; Diptera; Drosophilidae
Gene: GLS
Product: glutaminase liver isoform, mitochondrial
Exons: 5
Coding region: 422-2437 (671 amino acids)
Biological process (GO): L-glutamine catabolic process
Molecular function (GO): glutaminase activity; protein binding
Source: RefSeq, a predicted model, not a curated record